Spodoptera exigua (beet armyworm) is the source of this 5049-nucleotide messenger RNA. The record is from the annotation of a GenBank genome assembly. NCBI's taxonomy places the organism in Eukaryota, Metazoa, Arthropoda, Insecta, Lepidoptera, Noctuidae.
CUAAGAAUGGUCCAACGGUAUACUCAUACUAUCUACCGCCAAUUAGAUAUUCGGUUCAUCAAGUUAGUUAUCAUUUAAAUUGAAAAAAAGUCAAGAUGGUGACGGCUAAGGGUGACGCAGAAGCCACAGUGACCAGGGAGGAGAUUCCUCAUGACCAUCUUUUCAAGGUCACCGGAUUAUCUUCCACUAAUUUGGAGAAGAUGGCUCAAGAACCCGAACCGCACGACUUCGAAGAAGCUAUAGCAGCAGCAGGGUAUGGCAAGUUCAACAUAGCCCUGAUGCUGAUCUCCAUCCCAGCAUUCUGGAGCUCUGUCUCCGUCACCAGCUCCACCAGCUACAUCUUCACGAGAGCACAGUGUGAUAUGGGGCUCAGUCUCUUGGAUAUGGGGACUAUCACUGCUAUGACUUAUGGAGGCAUGAUCUCCUCAGCGAUGGUAUGGGGAUUCCUCUCAGAUACCCUGGGAAGAAGACAGAUCAUGGUGUGGGGUUUCUUCUGUUCCGGCCUGAUAGAGAUAGCGGCUGCCAUGAGCCAGAACUUUGCUAUGUUGCUAGUCACCAGAUUCGCCAGCGGAUUCCUCUUCAACGGUCCUUUCGCAGUUCUGAUCUCGUACCUAGCAGAGUUACACAGAACAGAGCUGAGAGCCCGUGUGAUACUUCUGACCAGCCUGUUCUAUACCUUCGCCAACACCACCCUGCCCUUAGUGGCUUGGGCUAUCCUCACCAAAGAUUGGGAGUUGACACUCUUUGGAGGGAGUAUCGUAAUCCAUUCGUGGAACAUAUUUCUCUUCACGACCGCGCUAAUGCCACUCCUGACUGGACUGUUCUUCCUCUGUCUGCCGGAGAGCCCCAAGUUCCUCAUGUCCAGAGGGAGGAAUGAGGAAGCGAUGGCCGUGUUCAGAACCAUCUACAGAUUGAAUACUGGCAAACCUGCUGAUGAUUACCCUGUAAAAGUCCUGGUAGAAGAAAAGAACGAGCAACAAGGGCGAGGGAUCGCCGCUUUAAGAGGAGGUUAUGCUCAGCUGGCACCAUUGUUUAGACCUCCUCACGCCAAAUGGCUAUUCCUCAUCAGCAGCAUACACAUGGGCUGUAUGUUCGGGUCCAACACGUUACGUCUUUGGUACCCUCAACUGGCAGCGAUGAUAAGCAACAACGCAAAGGGCCUCUGCUCAGCCAUUGCCCCAUCCACCACACAUUCAGUAGCUGUGGAUGAAAUCUGUGUUCCUAUUGUGACUGAUAUGCUGACGUAUUUGCAAAGUGCUGCUGUAGGAGCAGGAUCUGUGCUUACUUAUGGAAUUGGAGGCGCUAUUGUUAAUAGAUGUGGCAAACGAUUAGUCUCCGGUUUCUGUGGCGUCGUCAGUGCCUGCCUUAUCAUAAUGCUGCCGUUCUUAGGAACCAGCGCGUACGCAGUGGUUGCUAUGGUAACCUCUGCGCUCGCCUUCACUUCGCUCUGUGGUGCUUCGCUAUCCAGCAUCACUGUUGACUUGUUUCCAACGUCACUCAGAGUGAUGGCAAUGGCAACAUUCCUGAUGUGCGGUCGCCUAGGCACCAUCACUGGUACCGUCAUCUUCCCCGCGCUCAUUGACUACGGAUGCCUCCCGCCUUUUAUUACCAUUGGCUCCGUAUUAACUGUGUGCGGUCUCGCGUGUUUCUUGCUACCCAAUACUACUCUUAAGAAAUUAGAGUAAUUUGUGUUUAGUAUUAAGUGAAUGACGAAUGUGACUGUAAAUAGUAUAUGUGAUUAGUUGUUUUUAUAUAUGUUUGUGUUGUUGUUUCUAUGUGCAAAGUUAUUAUUGUGAACAUAUUUUAAGUCAUUGAAAUAAAGAUUAAUUGCCACUGUGUGUGUAAAAGGUUAGGUUCGACUAAAAUAAUUUUUAUAUGUAAUUUUGUAAUUUGAUGUAUUGUAAAUCGUAACCCUAUAUAAAAUGUAAAAAAACUGUAAACAAUGAACGAAAGAAUGAAACGAAGAAAGUUUUAAAAAUAUUUCUCUUUUAUUUAUAAUUUAUCAUAACGUAAUUUCAUCCAUCUUUUCAGUCAAACUCACAACAAUUUACCGGCGAAUCAGGGAGAACAAUAUUACUAUCUACAUUAUUAAAUUUUAUAUUAUAUUUAGCUCGUGACGUAUUUUUAAUUAUUUUCCUGUUAAUACCAGAAUUUGAAGAUUCUGCAAUUAUUUUUGAAGUUAUUUUGGAAAGGGACGAUAAAAUAUUUACGACAUUUUAUUAUUAUUUCUAAAAUAAUUAAAAAUACGUCAAAACUUAUUUUGUUUAAGGCGCUACAUCAGUCUAAUGCAAUGACUAAACAGCUUUACCCCGAAACAUUAAUAAAUAACUCAAAAUUAUGCUUUUGUGACUGCAUAAAAUACAAUUUAUUGUGAACAAGCUGCCAUUCGCAUUAUCUACAUGAUUUUUCCAAAAAAAAAAACAACAAAUGCUAUAGAUUUUUUAGUACAACGUUAUUGCACAGUGAGCUUUAUAAAAAAGAAAGGAAGAUAGAAAUGAUUAAUUUUAAAAUGGAUUCUUUGUUUUCUUUGGGUCCAUAAUCAAAUAUUUAUUGUUGAUUAUUAUUAUUUGUUAUCAUUGUACUUAAAAAUCUUAUAGAAAAUAGAGGGUUAUAGUCUAAAAUGGUCCAAACUGGCCUGACUCACUGCUCUAACAGAACGAAUAAGCACUGUCGCUACAUAGACUAGAUUUUACUUCUUAUUGUCCAAUCACUUUGUCUAAGCGAUAAAUACACUUAAAUUCGAGGAUUUACGCCUGCCGACCACUAGAGCAUAACAUACGUCCAAGUUUUUCUUUGGCUUACGUUACGCCAUAGUAGGAAGCAAACUUCACAAUAAAAAUCAUAUUAUAAUGUAUAUAUAAAUGUAUAGAUUUUUAUAGGCCAGUGAAAUUGACUGUUUCUUACAUACGAUUCAGGAUACCCCGAUUAUUUAAUAUUAUUAUUCCAUUACAACGCAAGGCACAUUUUUAUCUGUUAUUAAAACUAUUUAAUUUAAUAAGAUUGCACUUUUACAAAAGUAUUAUAUCGGCAGAUCUUUGUUUAAACUUAAAUUGUUUAAAAUUCUAAGCGAAUCCAUGUUGCUCCCAUAACUCACAGAACUGAGAUAAUUACAAUUUCUGAGAAAUUCUUAAUUAAAUUCCCAUAUUUGUAAAUGUUGAUAAACUUGAUCGUUACCAAGUAAUCGAGUGGUUUUCUUGGUCAGAUAUUCGGUUCUAGUUUGAUGGUCAAAUUCCUAUAACAGAAUUAUUGAUUUUAUAAACACGGAAUAUUAUUAAAAAUCUCUCAAAACACUUUUGAUUUUUUUCCACUUGAAGUCAAUAAAAAUGCUUUUCACACAGCCUUUUUCACUUUUAAACGAAUUCUCCAAUACAAACUUUGUGUCAAAUUAUAUUAUUAUUUUCCAUUAUGUAUACGAACGUUUUUGUAAAAAAAAAUGUUGAAAUUAUACACUAACACUUAAAUAAUUACAUGCUAAGGUAAGGCAUAUUCCAUAAUUAUAAAUAAUUAAUUACAAAUAUUUAUAGUACAUACAUAUACCACUAUAUAUACAGUCUCGCAUGUCUUAAAGCCGAGUUUAUACAAUAUGUACAGUUUUAGAAAACUUGUAUAGAUCUCUAUACACCGCAUCUAAGGCCUCAACUUUGAUAGGACUUGUGAUACAAGAGAGAAACCUGAGGGCAUCUGAACUAGUUACUCCACAACUAAAUUGGCUAGCUCCAAUCUAAGAGAGUAGCUUUAAUGGCACUUUCAAAAUGGAGUAAUGAGCUGAUGUGAAUGAAUGAAAAAGAAUGUCGACAGAAUGGGAAUGAUGAAUAUCUUCCUCAGGUUUCUCCAUUACACCAUGCAUCCACCAAUCACCACCAUCGUACAUAUAACCUGCACUAUUUACAUUAUUAUGGUAAUUGUCAAAAAUGACUGAUUAAAAAAGUACACAUUCUGCCGUCCUGGUACUCUCACGCGCAAUAUGGCGUGAAGGUAGCAAGCGAAGUAUCAGGUAGACUAGUCUUAUAUAAGUCUCAUAGAAAUAUCCACGGCAUAAUGGGUAAUGAUUUAAGUAACAAAUCCAUAAUGAUAACAAAAAAUAAUGUACCAUUAUUCCCAACAAGAUGUAUAAAAAUCACCCAGAUCCGGGUUCUCAUAAAUGUGCAACGCACUGUACUGUACACUCGACGCCCUGAAAAAUUGGUCAGCUAGGAAAUAACAAAUUUUGUUUCUAAGUAGCAACUACUUCAUAAGUAUAUGUGUAUAUUUAAUGCUCAAUUUUUUAGAGGGACUGAGCAGGUUCCCUAUUGCUUUGUUAUUAUCUCUAGAUGAAGACUUUUUCAUAGCAACGAAUGUACAAAAUAAUAAUGUCCAAUAAACAAAACUUCACUGAAUUCAUUAGAAAAUGUUCACUUCACUUUUGGUCCGUUUUCCACUAUUGUAAGUUUAUAUUAAGUAUGUUUGUGUAACUGCUUGCUUUGAGGGGACCGAGAAAAAUUAUACCUGGGUAAUAAAGAUUGAAGUUAUCUGUGUUUUUGAAAUCGUGUAACAAAAAUAUGUCCUGUUUUAUCUGCAAUACUAUGUUUUACAUCAUCAAUUUUAGGCAAUCAUUCCGCCGCGGGAAGUACCCGCGGCCUUAAGUAUACGGUACUGUAAUUCAAAUCCAUCUCAAAGCGAGCAGCCACACAAAAUCCACAUCACUUUAUUUGCGUCAGCUUGGAGGUGCAAGCAAGACUUCCAGCCAACACGGACACGCCGUCACAUCCCGCCUCGAGUACUUGGGUCCCCAACCUUUUGCGAACGAGAUCCUCACCGACCUUGGGUCUACAGGGCCAAUGUGGGGCAAGGAGACCGCUGGAGGUGGGCAAGAGGGGUCGAAGAUACAGAGACAGUGGCCUGGGGCCACCCUCCACACCAGUAGGGCCUUGGCUGCAGCAGCGUCCAGUGCUGGUGAGCUCACGAACACUGGCUCCUGGCUGCGGUUGUAAAGCCACACCCCAUCUGAUUCUAGUGACAGGGUGACACCUAACCCGAUCUUUGCUCUUGUUUUCUUCACCUGAAAUAGAA